Messenger RNA from Camarhynchus parvulus, 812 nucleotides. RefSeq names its product colorectal cancer associated 2 (gene POU2AF3). Gene Ontology annotation, molecular function: POU domain binding; DNA binding. Gene Ontology annotation, cellular component: cytoplasm. Bases 1 to 762 code for a protein of 253 amino acids. NCBI's taxonomy places the organism in Eukaryota, Metazoa, Chordata, Aves, Passeriformes, Thraupidae. The record is from RefSeq and is a predicted model, not a curated record. The transcript has 5 exons.
AUGUCCGAUUCGCCUUCUUUGCAAAAUGUUUUUCCACAAAUUCUUCCAGGAAAGCCCAAGGUGUACCAAGGUGUGAGGGUGAAGAUCACAGUCAAGGAGUUGCUGCAGCAGAGGAGAGCACGACAAGCAGCCACUGGUUCAGCAGUUCCUUGGGACAGCAGCAGCAGCAGCAGCAGCAGCAUCCAGUUUGCAGAGUCUGUGUCUCCGCCUCACCCAGAGCCUUUUGAAGCAGAGCCCAUCCCUCCUGUGCCCAGCUGCUGCCCGUCCUGGCAGUUUUCCAGCUGCCUGUCCUGUGAGGAAAGCCCUGGAUACCUGGAGCAGCUGAUAGAUUCCUGCCUGCAGCCAGAUGCACCCUCUGAGGCAGCCUUCAGUGCCUUCCAGCCAUCCCCACACUACACCCCAGACACCUUCCAGCCAGUCCAGCUCUGCUUCAGCCAGGGCCUGGCUGCCAGCUCUCCCAGCUCAGCAGACCUGCCCAGCCCAUGGAACUCCAGCUGCUCCCCACCUCAGCUGUCUCCCCUGACCCCGCUGACCCCUAGCCCACCCUACAGCUGUCCCAUGGAGGAGUGGCCCUGCCACGCCCCGUGUCCCCUGGCCAGCCCUGCGUGCUGCUGCCCAGCCUGUGGGGCACAGGGCAGGGACAGCAGGGGCCCGCAGUGCUGCCCCUGCCCCAGCACGGACUGCCUGGAGCUGCUGCCACCCCUGGCCGUGGCCGAGGACUUCUUCAGGAGGGACAGGAGCUGGGACAUUUGCUACAGCUAAUGGGGGCUGUGGUUUCACACAUCCACUCUAUCCAAAGCAGAUUAAAUUGC